UCUGUUCAUAUCUACCACCUUAGGAAUAUAAAGGGCAACUGAUGAGGCCCCGCCUCAGAGCACCCCAAACUUGACACCAUGAGGAUCCCAGUCCUUCCCGCUGUGACUCUUCUCUCUCUGCUGGUGCUCCACUCUGCUCAAGGGGCAGCCCUGGAGAAGCGUGAGGAAGAAACUACCAUUGGUAACUACGCACUGGGAUCAGAGGCCUUUAAGAACCAGUUGCUGAAUAUUGGCAGAUGGAAAGAGGGUUUCAAACCUGAAGAAUUCAUAAACUGGCAUGCCCUCACAGAUUUCAUCAAAAAGUCGCUUCCUUUCUUGAACUGGGAUGCCUUUCCUAAGGUGAAAGGAAUGAGGAGUGCAGAGCCUGAUGCCCAGUGACCAUUUCCUUCAAGACCCAGGACUGCUGACCAUCACUGGAAGAGCCUCUCUGAAAAAUAUGAUUCCUCUCCCACAGUAACUAUUUCCUGGUUCAACACACUAAUAAAAUGCUUUCCAACCAAA
Cavia porcellus (domestic guinea pig) is the source of this 501-nucleotide messenger RNA. It is a transcript of the gene Krtdap, whose product is annotated as keratinocyte differentiation associated protein. Gene Ontology annotation, cellular component: extracellular region. Bases 79 to 378 code for a protein of 99 amino acids. Gene Ontology annotation, biological process: epidermis development. The record is from RefSeq and is a predicted model, not a curated record. NCBI's taxonomy places the organism in Eukaryota, Metazoa, Chordata, Mammalia, Rodentia, Caviidae. The transcript has 6 exons.